Molecule: messenger RNA, 251 nt
Organism: Scutellospora calospora
Lineage: Eukaryota; Fungi; Glomeromycota; Glomeromycetes; Diversisporales; Gigasporaceae
Source: the annotation of a GenBank genome assembly
CUGUUGGUGAAGUAAAUCUGGAUUUGAAGAAUUCAUCAAGCCUAGAGUUAAAAAAUACGCCUGAUGUGCUCAUACUUCCUUCCAAAUUGAAAUAUUUUGCUAAAAUCAUUGAUCAAGUUGUUUGUAUUAAUCCUGGAUAUCUUUGUAAAAGUCAUGCGGGUGGAACAUAUGCAAAAAUAACCAUUCAUCCGUUCCCAAAAAACUUAACGCAAGGGAAUGACACAGAGAAUCUAGUUUAUCAAAGAACAAGA